Paramuricea clavata is the source of this 1850-nucleotide messenger RNA. Lineage: Eukaryota; Metazoa; Cnidaria; Anthozoa; Malacalcyonacea; Plexauridae. The record is from the annotation of a GenBank genome assembly.
CUCGAAGGUCCGGGGAAGUUCAGAAAUCUGAUGAUCUACGGUCAAACCAACUGCGCCAAAACGUUUAUUUUGAAGCCCUUGAAGUACAUCUUUGAUGACCGACUGUUUGACAACCCUGCGAAUGACAAGUAUGGUUGGAUUGGUGCCGACAAGGCAGAGGUGAUUCUCUUGCAAGACUUUCACUUCAGCGAAGAACUCCUCACAUGGAAAGAUCUCCUUCUCCUACUCGAAGGAGAGACGGUUAAGCUACCUGCUACCAAGAAUCAUUUUGCCAAUAGUGCUGUCAUAUAUUCUGAUGCCCCGAUUUUCGCAACGUCAAAAGCACCUAUAGUGUACAAAGGGCCUUACAACGUGGAAGACGAGCGUGAAACAGACAUGGUGAACAGUCAUUACCUCCGCCAGGUACGUUUUAUACGCCGAAUUUCGGAACAACGGCUUGUGUUUGAGAAGAAAAUGGAGAUUUUUCAGCGUAUAAGGGAAUGGCGAAUAGAAAACGAGCGAUUGGGGCUUGUCGCUGAUCUUUCGGAUACUUGGACCCCAGAACAACGAGAGAGUUUUCUGUAUGAUUGACAAAACGACGAGCCUUUGUUACAGGUUGGUUGUGGACAAAAAAGAUAUUGUGAUGAAAUGAACGAUGGCGCAAUUUUUUUCAUAAAUAAACAUACAGUUAAAUAUAAACUCUAUAUCAUUGCUUUAGUUAGGGUUUGCAAGGAUUCUGGGAGGAUUCUGUAGGGCUUCUCUCGGGGUUGUGUGGGCGUUCUGUGGGGGUUCUCUGUGGGAUCUACAGGGGUUCCGUGGGAGUUCCCUCGAAGUAUGCGUCUUCGCAUUUUGCUCAUGCGUUUUCGCAUUGAGUUCGCAUGUUGCUCAUGAGUUUUCGCAUUUUUCGCAUUUUGCUUCGCAUUCUUCGCAUUUUGCUUCGCAUUUUUCGCAUUAAGGCCCGAUUAGGCCUGGUGGCCCGAUAGAAGGUAUGGCUUAAUUCUAACGUGCAUUUUUCUACAAGGAAUAAUGUUGCAAUGAAACAAGGCACAAUGCAGUUUUGAUAAAUAUUUAUUUCACAUAAGCAUUACAUCGAUUCAUUGAUCCUCAUCACUCUCUGAAAACCGUCCUUGAUCUUCUAAAAGCUGUUUCAACAGAAACUUUCUUUUAUCAACCGCUGCUCAUAAAGCUUCAUCAGGAUCAAACGAGUCUUCGCUCACAAAUGUCUCCUUCGUUUUCAUAAUCUUUCUAUGCACGGGAUCCUUUUCAAGUGCUUUCAUCCAUCGUAAAUUAUCCACGUAAACGAAUUCUUCAGGGAGAACGUUUUCAAAGGCUUCCUGCUUAGCUACACUUUCUUCUCGCCCAUCCAUUUGCAACGUUUUCAUACAUUCAUCAUACUCUGGUCGAACCGUCGCUGUUGCAUUGUGAAAGGACAUUGGCAAUAAAAAAUUAGUUUGUCUCAUUCAAACGAACUCUUAAAAUUAUAUCUUAAACUCUAUUUACGAAUUGUCAUAUCUUGCUUAGUUCUCGAAAUAUUUAGACCGACAUUAAUGAGCUUUCCGCCAUCUUGGAAAAAUUCUUUACCUCAUUAACUAUGCAGAUGAUAUACAUCAUAGAUUCGUGCAUUGCCGUAUGUUAUAUAUCAUCAUAUAUGAAACGAGAGACGAUGUUGAAUUUGCUGUGGCACGAUGAAACAAUGCAUUUUUCUGGUGCCAAAUGGUGGGACGACAUGCAUGUAUACCAGGCCUGUCAGCCUCUGUUUGUGAUUUGACGGUCAAACACCAAUUCUCAUAUUUUGUUUUCUGUAGGAAGACGAUGAUUUGAAGGAGUACGUACAUUCGAGCAACCACCUUUCCUAUGCUGACUGGUUUUGA